AUGCCGGAAAACAUGAGUAUAUCUGUGAAUGGGCAAUCUCAGGUCCCUCCCGGCUUCCGGUUUCAUCCAACUGAAGAGGAGUUGUUGCAGUACUACUUGAAGAAGAAGAUUUCAUAUGAGCAGAUUGACUUGGACGUAAUUCGUGACGUCGAUCUCAAUAAGCUCGAGCCAUGGGACAUACAAGAGAAGUGCAAGAUAGGAUCCACACCGCAAAAUGAUUGGUACUUCUUCAGCCACAAAGACAAGAAAUAUCCUACUGGUACCCGCACAAACCGAGCCACUGCUGCAGGGUUUUGGAAGGCCACCGGCCGUGAUAAAGUGAUUUACAGCAACUCUAGACGGAUUGGAAUGAGGAAGACACUGGUGUUCUAUAAGGGUCGAGCACCUCAUGGCCAAAAAUCAGAUUGGAUCAUGCAUGAAUAUAGACUCGAUGACAUUACUACGGAUACCAAUAUUGUUUCCAACGGAAUGGGAGAGGCAACACAAGAAGAGGGAUGGGUGGUUUGUCGUAUAUUCAAGAAGAAAAUUCACUGCAAAAACUUAGACAGUCCCAUCAGUUCAUCAUCUCUCACUGGAGAAACAAGAAGUCAGACGCUGAUCAGUCCGAGCGAAGAAGGGGCGUUGGAGCACAUACUUGAGUACAUGGGAAGGUCUUGUGAGGAGGAAGAUGAGCAGGGAGACGAUGGGAAGAGAUUUCUGGGGCCAAUGGACACUGCCUUCAACAACACACUCCAUGACAGGUUCAUGAAGCUGCCAAGUCUAGAGAGCCCAAACUCUAUCACUGCUACCAAUGAGUACCAACAUGUCCAUGUCCAGAUGGUCACAGACAAUGAUUCUACCUUAGUCAACCAGGUCAGUGUCGAACCCAACUCGGUUUAUCACUCCGAAACGGACCUAUACAACUGGGCUGCACUGGACCGGUUCGUAGCCUCCCGGCUCAAUGGUCAAACCGAGACAUCUAAGCAACUAGCCUGCAGCUUCAAUAAUAUUGAACCCAAUACUACCAUGCCUUUCUCUUCUCCAUAUGAUCAUGAUCAUCUCCAAUUACAGCAAUUACUAUCAUCUUCUUCUUCACCAAACAGACCCUAUCAGGAAUACAACAAUGAAUUCGAUCUUCGGACCUAUGCUCCUCAUGUAUAACAGA
Cornus florida is the source of this 1144-nucleotide messenger RNA. Its product is annotated as NAC domain-containing protein 43-like. Gene Ontology annotation, molecular function: DNA binding. The record is from RefSeq and is a predicted model, not a curated record. Gene Ontology annotation, biological process: regulation of DNA-templated transcription. The transcript has 3 exons. Lineage: Eukaryota; Viridiplantae; Streptophyta; Magnoliopsida; Cornales; Cornaceae. Bases 1 to 1140 code for a protein of 379 amino acids.